AGAGAGAAAAAUGGAUUUAUUGAGCAAGGUUUGUUUGAACUGAGUUACAUACUUAGCUUGUUUGAUGAUUGAUUGACAAUACUCUGUGCAUGUCACUCUGUCUUUUCUCCACCUUUCGUGGUCUAGAUUUUAAUUUUCUUGAGCCACAAAGGAACAAACGAACUCCAAAAUAACGUCAAAACCAUGGCUACGGCAUCGAGUCGUUUCGCAUGGUCAUUCCUGUCAGAGGGUAUGACUUUUAGGGCUGCGCGGUUAUACGAAACGUUUUGGAACUCACAGUCAAAUUUGAAAUGGGGUCUCGUUGUUGCCUAUCCCAGCUACCUCUUCUACAUCAGAUGGAGAGCGGAGACGCAAUACAAGUAAGUAGCACUGAUAAUAUUUUUAGCUUGUGUGCCAUCUAUGACGCCCUUAUGGCAGUCUGCACUGAACUUUGUGCGAGUAGGUUUUGAUAUAUCGGAACUCGCUCACGAUACAAAAAAAAAAGCGAGACUAAUUGUAUUGUAUUGUCGCGUCACUGUUGCAGUUGUACACUUCACAACUGUACUGCUAAGUAAGGCACCCUGUUCCUGGAAAGAGACAAACUAAAACCAAGAUAAACCUACCAGGUACAUAAGAUCCCUACAUGCUGACUCCCUCCUCUCUGUUGAUUGCGAAACGUACUGUGCCCCUUUUGGUGGCCAGGGGCACUAAGCUCCGCCUGCCGCCGGUUUGCGAACUGGAUAAAGCUGAGGCCGCUCUUUCAGUAGCCCCAGGAUACAAAAAAAGAAAACUUUUUCCUGAAAUCUCCAAAUCCCAAUCCGAAUAGGUACAACGUCUAUCUCGAAAAACCAAGCCUGUAUCCGACUAUGGCCGAAGAGCGUGGGAUUGCACAUGCGCUACGGUCAGUCUUGUUCGGCGCAGGGUCAGUUGGUGGUGGCUAUUGGAGCAAUGGAUCUGUUUUCUACGGUACUUUAUGAACAAGAGAGUAUACAAGAAGAACAAUAAGAUUCUGGUGGUAUCACGCGGGUGUAGUAAAAGUGGUACAUCAACAGCAGGCGGAACAGAAAAGCUUUUUACCUAUUAGUUGUGUGUAAAACAGAGCUACAUGAGCGUGGUUAUAGGCAUAAGUAGAAGCACUGUAAUAUGCAAGAGCCGCGGCCACAAAAGGCAGUUUAUUACGCGAGCAAGCAGUCCCAGUCGCUGAAUAAGACUAAGAUACACAUGAAUGACGCUCUUGGGAUUCACAGUCACUGUCUCUAAGCACCAGCGCCAUGUCAGUAGCAGAUUUGAAGACUCGAGUAUACGGGAAAGAAACGCCACCAGCAAACCUGAAAGUAGGUUGCAGUUAUGAGAUUGUCUCGAAGAUUAUUCCUGUUCAGUAUAAUUCAUAGGCAGACCUCCAGUCAAUUACAUUUACAACUACAAUUUGUAUUGUGUUUUUCAAGUGCAGUACAUUCAAGUGCUCGAUGCUGGUGUCGAAAACAAAUAGCUCCCUGCAACAUCGAUUUCACUCAUCGUCUUUCAUAGAGGUUUUGAGAAAAAAUGUAGCCUCUAAUCCAUGGGCCGAAUGAUGGAAGAUAGCGACAAUCUUGCGCUCGCCGUGAAGUCGUUUUGCAGACGGGACCCAAGAAUCUUGAUGUGGGUGGAAGAGUAAACUUGAAUUCAAAUUGUUGUGAUUUUUCCGGUUCAGAGGACACUUGUGACAUAGGCAGUACCAAGAUAAUCUUCUCAGAUUGAUAUCUUAACAUCCAUCGUGGCGCCAGUAAUGUCAACGAAGACACGUGGGUAUAAAA
Molecule: messenger RNA, 1772 nt
Organism: Amoebophrya sp. A25
Lineage: Eukaryota; Dinophyceae; Syndiniales; Amoebophryaceae
Source: the annotation of a GenBank genome assembly